UUGACUCGGUCAAUUCUGGUACCCAGCCUCUGUGGCGUAGGAUCAGACAAGGGACUUCUACGAAUUUAGAUAGUUACACUAACAUGUAUAACAUCACUAUGCCUUCAUCCAUGGUCAGUGAUGGGGAUUUGUAUGCAGCGAUUCACCAUUCACUCUCACUGAAUGAUAACCACUUCAGUUUGAUCAGACUUAUUGUCAGAGACUGUGUUUCGGACAAGUGGGGUCCUCCUGCCUGUGUAGCUAUGUGUGACAUGUGUUACAAUGGAGGAGUGUGUGAUGAUGAGACAGGAGAUUGCGUCUGUCCACCAGGAUUCAGUGGACCAAACUGCCUCACUGCUUGUGGUAUGCACAGAUUUGGUUGGAGUUGUGAGUUCCAAUGUGGACCUGGUAACAUCAUCCAGAGUUGUACAGGAAGCCAGUUUGGUCUACCAGACCCCUACGGGAACAGCUGCAUCUCAGGAUAUCAUGGCAGAGACUGUAAUGUGGUUUGCUCCAGUGGAAUGUUUGGGGCUGGAUGUACUCAGACCUGUCACUGUCAGUCAGGAAUGUGUGAUGCAUACACAGGCGUGUGUACUACUCAAUGUUCAUCAGGAAUUUGUUCUUCUUCCGCUUGUACACAAGGCUGGUUGGGCAGUAAUUGCCAAAUUCCAGAUGAAUGUCCAGCUGGUUAUUAUGGAGAACAGUGCCUCAGCAAAUGUAACUGUUUCAACGCGGCUGCCUGCGACAGGAUCAGUGGUUACUGUAGUGGUGGAUGUGCAUCAGGAUUUACCUGUGUUACGAAUCCCUGUUAUUCCAAUCCUUGCUUAAAUGGAGGUGCUUGCCGCGCUCAGGGUUCCAUGUUCAGCUGCAUCUGCCAGCCUGGUUACAGUGGAAUUACCUGUGAAAUUCUAAGUCCAUGUUCUUCUAGUCCUUGUCAGCAUGGAGGUACAUGCAGUGUGCAGGGCUCCACAUUCAGCUGUAACUGCCAAUAUCCCUACUCUGGAAGUACAUGUGAAAUUUUCAUUCCAUGUUCUACCAGUCCUUGUCAGCAUGGAGGGACAUGCAGUGCUCAGGGAUCCACGUUCAGCUGCACCUGCCCACCUGACUACACUGGAAAUAACUGUGAAGCUUUUAUUUUUCAGAUCGCUUGUUCCACCGGGAUGACCGUGGUUGGGACUCCAGGCAUGACAAUCUCAGUUGAAAUACCACAGCCAUUUGUUUCUUCAGGUUUCAGUAAUGUACACUUUACCUACAUGGGUCCACAAGGCAUCAUUGCAACACCAACUAAUUAUCAAGUACCUGUUCCUUUAACUGGAUCAACUUCAGUAAAUAUUGGAGUCAUGGCGAGGGGACUUUUCAACAUCAUACAACGAUCCUGUCAGAUUCCCGUCACAGUAACUGGUUUUCAGAUGAUGUGCACUCCAAAUAUCACUGUGCUUGGCCAUCCUGGUUCAGAUGUUUCAGUGGCUAUACCAGAACCUAUGGUGUCUGGAGGAGUUGAAGGUGUAACUUUCGCCUACGUGGUUGAAUCCGCUUCAAUCCCUACCCCAAGUAGCUAUGAAGUGGCUGUUCCUGAUAAUGGGUCAACAACAGUAAUGGUCAAUGUGAUCCCUCUAGUAUCUUUCAGCUCUGGAAUGUCUUGCAACAUUUCUGUCAUAAUCAAAGGUUUGCCAUAUCUAAGCCAGACACCAUCUGUAACAUUGGAAUCACGAUUAGCUACUCUCACAUGGCAGGCAUGGAACACAAGCUCAGGGGACAGAGGAGCAGGGCCAGUGACUGCAUACAAAGUAUAUUACUCUCUGACAUCUCCAAUAUCCUGGAUUGCUGGUGGUACCAUUUCGGUGACAGACCCAUUUCAGAGCACGUACAGCUUCACAGUCCAACCAUUGGAACCAAGCACUGAGUACAUGUUUAGCGUGGCUGCAGUGGGAGAUGGAACAGGAGAAGGGUCAAGGAGUCCGUCAUUUUCUGGACUGACAAUACCACUUCCUUCGACAUCCACUGAUAGCAGUUUACCAAUAGACUCCACUAUGACUGAAGUCCGAACUGUUUUACAUUCAACUCCAGCUAGUUCUUCAAACACGGCGGCAAUCGCAGCAGUCGUUGUGGUGGUCCUUGUCAUGGCUACAGUGGCCGUUGGAUUAAUUAUUUUUUAUCUCCAUCGUCAUCGACGAAACAGAAAAGGAGAAUCCAGUGCACAAUCGGCGGGAGAGCGAGAAAUGAGCGCUUAUCAAAAUAAGAUUGCUUCAGACAUUGAAACAAUUUCGUCCGCCUAUGAGAAGGUCGAUCACGUCCGGCCAUCAUCAUCAUCCUACGAAAUUGUUGGCCUUGGCUCUUCAUCAUCAUCAACCUAUGAAGACGUGAGCCUACCAUCCUGGGCGCAUCAGUGGGGCAUACCGUGGCAGAAUGUUAUCGUGGGCGAGAAGGUUCUGGACAGUGGAAACUUUGGUGAAGUGCUUGAUGGUGUCGUAAUUAUAGAAGGAGAGUUUUCGAAAGCGGCAAUAAAGACACUGAGAACAAAUGCAUCACCACACGAUCGGCAACUAUUCAUGGAGGAAUUUCGAACUUUGACGAAACUUGGAAGUCAUCCCAAUAUUGUAAAUCUGCUUGGUGCCUGUCAACACGAAGAUAAUUUGUACGUGACCUUGGAGUACCUACCAAAUGGUGAUCUGCGCUCCUACCUGAGAAAUGCUCGAACCCAAGGAGACAGUGGCCAGACUUCUCUGUCCUCUGAGAAGCUGAUACAGUUUGCGUUGGAUGUUGCUGAAGGAAUGCAACAUCUGGCUGCACUGGGGGUGAUUCAUCGAGAUUUGGCGGCAAGAAAUAUCCUCCUUAGCGACGAUCUGGUUGCUAAGGUUUCAGAUUUUGGUUUAUCCCGAGGAGAAGAUAUCUAUGUUCAGACAUCCAAGACUCGUGUUCCCACUCGCUGGCUUUCUCUGGAAUCGUUGCUGAGGCAGGUGUAUACGUCAAAGAGUGACGUGUGGUCCUUUGGAAUUCUUCUCUGGGAAAUAGCUACUCUGGGUGCCACUCCUUACGAAGACACCAAAUCAAAGGAUCUACCUUCAAGAUUGGAGAAUGGAUACCGUAUGCUAAAACCAAGCAAUUGUGAUGAUGAAAUUUACAGUUUGAUGACGCAGUGUUGGCAGGAGGACCCGAAGGAGAGACCAGCAUUCAAGAAAUUGACUUCGAUUCUCAAAACAAUGGCCGAGAACCAGAUUGAGAAAACCUACAUGCGCCUGCUGCCUAAAUCAGAGGACUACAUGCACUUAAUAUUUCGCCCAGCACUGGAUGAUAAUUGAGUUAAUUCCUAAAGUCGAAUGAUGCAUAGUUAACGACCAAUCCUAUUACUUCAUGGACAGGGAUGUAAGAAGACACGUUUCCUCAACAUUUGGAUUUUCUCUCCUAGUUUUAAAGUAUUAAUGCUGUUUAUUGUAAGUAUGCUUUUCGUUUGUUUGUGACAUCGGAAUGCGUUUAAACCAGGCACUGUUUAUCGUCUUGUAACAUGAACGAUCAAAUCAUGGUUCAAAUCAAACAGGCUUGUAAGAGAGUUAAAUUGUGCUAUAAUAAAUACAUGUUGAUUAGAGACCAAAUAAAUUUCGCGGUACGGAAAAUAAGGGUUAGGACAGGAUAACAAAUAAAAUGUAAUCCUGCGUCCCCAAUUUACCGUCAAUUUUGAACAGUGACAGGAUCUGUGGUUAAACGUUACUUUUAAUUCUUCCCGAAUUCAAUAUUGAAACAUUGUUUUCGCGGGGUAAGGUUUGUAAGAGUUUUUUCACACUGACAUUGUGAACGUAAACUUUUUCCUCAAUUCAUAAGUCAAUGUACAUUUAAUGACUGUCUAUUUUCUAGUGAAGGAAGAUACAGACAGGGAACUGUUUGAAAAGUCUGUUCACAUUGACACCUUUAUUAUAUAUGACAAGCUGAAAAAUCUACACAUCUCAUGACAAGCAACAAAACGAAUUCUGCUGAACGAACAGCCAAAGCUGAUGUAAUAAGUUUGCCUUCAAGGGCACAUUGUCACGCGUGUUGUAACCCUCAUUAUGUUGCUGUACAAACUCAGACAAAAAUGGUUUAAGGAGAGUUAAAAUUCAGCCACUCAGUUGUUUUAAUUUCUGCUGCUGUAUUUCUUUCUUUGAUGUAAUUUGUCUUUGUUUCAGUAGUGAAAACGGUAAUGUACUACUAUACCGUUGCACAUGAAUGUAUUUGUGUCAUUUGAUUUACAACGCUUGUUCAAACUUAAGGCUAUAUAUGGUGCGUGCAUGUCAACGAUGCGUGCAUGGGUUACGGUAUUUAUACCUUUUAUUUUAUAUCCAAAAACUUGAUAAAUUUUAGAGGAUGUCGCAUAAUUUUAUUUUCUUUAACUGUUUGAUCUAUUCAGUGAAGCCGAAUUUAAUUAUUUCACGUGUCACAUACAAUCAAUUGUAUAUAUUUGCAUGUUUCUCGUGGUACAACGAUAAAGGUGUAUAUCAUUUAAAUUAUCAUUCACAAAAUGCAGGUUUUUUAUUAUUUUAGAUUCAGGUGUAUUUUUAUCGCCAUCGUAUUGUAAGUAUACUAACUUCUGUUUCGCUGAAAUUAGCAUUUGAAUAGACCAACUUAUAUCGAAAAUGUCAUAAUGCUUUGAUUCGAGUUUUAAUGUUGAAGCAUUGGUAUUUCCAUAUCUUCCUUAUUAUUAUGAGUAUGAAGUGUUUUGUUGGGGUUAUACGCACAUGUAUUAACGUAACAAAUUUGACGAAGCACACUUAUGUACUUAAAUGAGUCACUAGCAAUGCAAAGAGCGAUUUAUGGUUGCGUCCGUCGUUUUUCCAAAAAUGUCUGUCACUUGAUAAGCCUAGCAGUAACACGUUUAUUUGAAUUACUAAAGAUAUUGUUUAACAAUACAAAUAUGGAACUGACAUUUUGAAAACGUUCACACUGAGGGCUUCAUUAAGAUGAAAUAGAUUCUGCUCAUAACGUAUAGGAACAAUCUGAAAUAAUUUUCAUGCAUUUAAAAAAAAAGAUAUAACAGAACAAAACAAAACGGCUUGAGUAACAGCCCUUUUUUAACAACAUCUUUUGAAAUUCUGAGACAGAGUUAAUAUAAUUGUGUAAGAGGGCGCUAUAAUUUCAGCAGCCUCUCUUUUCAUGUUUUCAGCUGUUUGUUGUUUCUUUUCAGCAAUGAAAGAUUUGUAUCAUAAUUUCCUGCUAUUGUUUGUCCAACCUACACAGAUUUGUAACCUUGAUACGUCAACAAUGCUUGUAUCGGUUGUGUUUCUUAUUUAAUUACAAGCCAACAUUUGACAGACUGUUUGACGGACUGUUACAUACUUUUAUUCCUAUUUGAACUGUUGCUAUACAGGGUCAGAGAAUGAAAACCUAGUCAAGUGUUACAAACGGUUAAACCUAGAAAAUGUAAAACUGAGUUUCCUGUGGUAUACUAAGGCAAUGUCAAAAAUGCACAACGGCCAACUUGUCAUUUAUAAAAGGCUUUUACAUUUUUUUAGAAAGGUAAGUGGGUACUCACUCUUGGCUUGCUUAAAGUUGCGUUUGAAUAAAAGAGACAUUCUCACAA
Messenger RNA from Acanthaster planci (crown-of-thorns starfish), 5527 nucleotides. RefSeq lists its product as uncharacterized. Gene Ontology annotation, cellular component: signaling receptor complex; plasma membrane. NCBI's taxonomy places the organism in Eukaryota, Metazoa, Echinodermata, Asteroidea, Valvatida, Acanthasteridae. The record is from RefSeq and is a predicted model, not a curated record. Gene Ontology annotation, molecular function: ATP binding; protein binding; calcium ion binding. Gene Ontology annotation, biological process: multicellular organism development; positive regulation of kinase activity; protein phosphorylation.